AUGGCACCACCUCUACAAUGGACCAAUGGUCCCUUGGUCAAAACUACAGAGCUCACUAACGCCUCACAGGCACGCAGCCAUACCAUCAAACGAUUCGAAGACCCCAACGAUCAAGAUUGCCAUGGCUGGAGCUGUUACACCAGCGCCGAACAGGCAGGCAUUAUAUUCAUGUCCAUCAUUGUCCCGAUUGUUCUAUUUAUGGUCUUUUGGUAUGCUGUGAUGAGGCCAAUCCUGGACAACAUGUCUAUUUCGGACUACGACGACCUGGAGCCGCAGCAGCCACCUCCACCAACACAGCCAGUGCAGCCGCCUCCGCCAGAGAUCCAACCGCAGGCCCCUAUCCAAGAGCAACAGCCAAAGGAAGCUCCCGCUCCUCCCCCAGAGCAGCCAGCUCAGCCACCGCCUCCGCCGCCGGCGCCGGGGCCAUCGUCACCGCCGCAGAAGGAACAGAGUCCUGUCCAAUCUCCCUUGAAGCUUCCGCCGAUCACGGCAGUAGAGAAUACCUCGUCUCCUGGCCAAGCUACCCAGUCCCCAACUGUUGUAUUGAAUUUCAAUGGUCCUCAGAUAGGUAGUCCAUUCCUCGCUUGUGCGGUUUCUCCAGAGGCUCCGGCAAAGGCACAGCCCCAACCAAAGCCGGCAAAUCAGCCAAUUCAGAAGCACGCUGAGCAACAGGAACCACAACUAGCACAACAAGAAGAAGUGCCGGUGGUAGGAAAUCCAGCUGGCGUGAAUACCGGGGAGCCGAGUGGCCAGAAGUUUGAGCAACAGCAUGUUCACCAGCCUCCGUCUCCACAGGCACCGCAAGGCGGCUCACAGAUUCCUUUUGCACCGAACCAGUCGUUUCCUCCUGGCCAGCCGUUUCCGCCCGGGGUUCCGUGUCAGCAGCAGUCACAGCCAGUCUACUUUACGGCAUCACAGUUCAUGCCCAUCCUCCCUCCUCCGCCUCCACCGCUUCACGGGCAAGCGCCACCCGCCGUCUUCACUGGCGGAACUCCAAUAUUCCCAGGCCCUCCUGGUCUGUACCCGUCAAACCAUAUUCCACAGAUGACAAGCUAUGGCCCGCCGGCAGCCCCUCCUGGCUUUCAAGUGCCGCCUCACCAAAUGGCCACCCGGGCCUUUCGUGGCCAACCCGAUUCACCGACCACACUCAAUACGAGCUGUAGCACCGGGCAGCAGUCGAUGUUGUCCCGCGCACACCGACACCCGCCGCCGGGACGUGCGCGUACGAUAUCUGAUCCCUUGUCAGAUCGGGUCUUGUCCGAUAGCCUUCUAAAAGCUUCCUCUCUGUCUGAGAUAACUUUGCCGUCGGAGACUUCUGUGGGACGUGGCAAUGGCCACAAGAAAAGCAAAAGGCGAGGAUAUAGGAGGGACGGUCGCAGGCCAGCAGCUAAGCCGAGCAAAACUGAGACACAAGUCCGGCGUGAUACUUUGCGGCUGCCGAAGGACACUUACCAGCGCCGCCCGGAUGGCAGGUACAGACGUGAUGUCAAAGACAUCACCGUGAGGAGAACGCGGAGGAGAAGAAACGGAGAGGACAUUCCCCGAAUGGAAAAUAUCCUCGCCAUAAGUACCGUCCCAACGGACGGCACGGGAAUUGCCCCAGAACUGAGGCAAUCCGGUAAGGAUGAUAAGCCGUGA
Sporothrix schenckii 1099-18 is the source of this 1638-nucleotide messenger RNA. RefSeq lists its product as uncharacterized. The transcript has 2 exons. The record is from RefSeq and is a predicted model, not a curated record. Lineage: Eukaryota; Fungi; Ascomycota; Sordariomycetes; Ophiostomatales; Ophiostomataceae. The coding region runs from base 1 to 1638 and encodes 545 amino acids.